This is a messenger RNA of Sesamum indicum (sesame), 1902 nucleotides long. NCBI's taxonomy places the organism in Eukaryota, Viridiplantae, Streptophyta, Magnoliopsida, Lamiales, Pedaliaceae. The record is from RefSeq and is a predicted model, not a curated record.
GUUCUAGUGGCACGGUGCCAGACAUUGGUACAAUGCAAAUGAUGUGAUGAGAAAGGAGGGUAGAUUUUACAUAUAUAAAAGCAAGAGAAUUCUCAUCUCUAGUUGAGGAGUAAAAUAAGAGAGAGAUUUGAUGGGUUCUAAAAGCGACCUGCUUGUUUGCACAGCUUUAGAAUGUGAAAGUGGAGAAGAAAUGUUGAGUGCGAUGGAGUUAGCCAAGAAAGAAGGAGCAGAUAUUGUGGAACUCUGCGUUGCUUCCAUGUCUUUCUCCCACAUUUCGGAGCUUGAACGCCUCUUCACCCUCAGAACCUUACCCUCCAUUCUCUCUUUCGGGCCCGAUGACCUUAAACAGCCAUGCACAAGAUGCUCUGAGAGUACACGGUUAGAAAUUCUAAGACGGGCCGUUGAAUUAGACAUCGAAUUUGUCGAAAUUUACCAUCAGGUGUGUACUAAGGAGUUGAUUAAUGAGCUCAAGAGACAAAGAUCAAAGACGAGGAUUAUAGUAUCAAAUCAUGUAAAUAAAGGAGGUUUUACCAGAGAAAAACUCGCUGACUUGAUCAUUGGCAUGCAAUCUACGGAUGCAGAUAUCAUUAAACUUGUGAUCAAUGUCGAGUCUAUUACAGAUGUAGCGCCUCUCUUCCACAUGCUCACACAUUGUCAGGUACCACUUAUUGCUAGAGCAAUGGGAGAAAGAGGUCUGAUCAGCCAACUCUUGGGGCCAAAAUAUGGUGCUUCCAUGAUAUUUGGAUCUUUAGGGGGCAAAUUUGUACCUGGCUUGCCACCUCUAGUUAGCAUCAAACAUGUAUAUAAGUUAGAAAAUAUGAAUGCAGACACGAAAAUCUUCGGUGUUGUCUCGAAUCCCGUAGGCCAUAGUAAAGGCCCUCUUCUGCAUAAUCCUGCAUUCAGACAGACAGGGUAUAAUGGGAUUUACGUACCGCUUUUAGUCGAUGACAUAAAGGAAUUCUUCAGAGUCUACUCCUGCAAUGACUUUGCUGGUUUCAGUGUGGGAAUACCGCACAAAGAGACUGCCGUGAGUUGCUGUGAUGAAGUUCAUCCUCUUGCUCUGUCAAUAGGAGCAGUAAACACCAUUGUUCGGAGGCCUAUGGAUGGGAAGCUUGUCGGUUAUAAUACCGAUUGUGAGGCUUGUAUAACUGCUAUUGAAGAUGCAUUUAGAGAACGUUUUGUCCGAAAUGGAGAAGCAUUGCAUGUUUCACCAAUUGCUGGAAAAUUGUUUGUAUUGGUUGGAGCCGGUGGAGCUGGAAGAGCAAUAGCGUUUGGUGCUAGGAGCAGAGGGGCCAGAGUUGUUAUAUUCAACCGCAAUUUUGAAAGGGCUAAGGCUCUUGCAAUGGCAGUGUCCGGUGAAGCUCUGCCAUAUGAAAGCUUAAACGACUUCCGGGCUGAGAAAGGAAUGAUUCUUGCAAAUGCUUCUGCUGUGGGUAUGGAGCCAAAUACAGAUCAAACUCCUGUGUCCAAGGUUGCUUUAAAAUCAUAUGAACUGGUUUUUGAUGCGGUUUAUACGCCAAGAAACACCCGGCUAUUGCAAGAGGCUGCAGAGGUUGGAGCCACAGUUGUGAGCGGUGUAGAGAUGUUCAUCAGACAGGCUCUUGGCCAGUUUAAACUGUUCACGGGUGGAUUAGGUACUCAACUAGCUCUCAUUUCUCGUUUGCUCGUUUCCAAUUUAAAUCAUAUAGUGAUAUGCAUUACUUUUGCCAAAUGUGUUGGCAAUUUUUUCCCUCGUUCCAGCACCAGAAGAUUUCAUGCGCAAGAUUGUACUAGAGCAAUUUUGAUGCAGAUCUAUCGUAACAGCCGUCUAGAUAAACAUGCUCAGAAGAAGACUGUUUGGUGAGAUAUGAAAUGUAUAACCAUGCUACUGGAAUUUUCGGCAACAGGAUUUGGAUCCUUUAU